This is a messenger RNA of Eremomyces bilateralis CBS 781.70, 1934 nucleotides long. Its product is annotated as 3-hydroxyisobutyryl-CoA hydrolase mitochondrial precursor. The transcript has 4 exons. The record is from RefSeq and is a predicted model, not a curated record. Gene Ontology annotation, biological process: L-valine catabolic process. Gene Ontology annotation, molecular function: 3-hydroxyisobutyryl-CoA hydrolase activity. NCBI's taxonomy places the organism in Eukaryota, Fungi, Ascomycota, Dothideomycetes, Eremomycetales, Eremomycetaceae. Gene Ontology annotation, cellular component: mitochondrion. Bases 239 to 1717 code for a protein of 492 amino acids.
GCCGGAGUCGGCUAGAAGGAGAGUUUGAUAUUUGGCUUCUCACCUGUAUUUAGACCAUCUACUCUCAAUUGAUCAUUCAGUGCAUAUAUACAGUUGUUUGAAGAGCUGUUGGCACACGGAGACUCCUGCUCUAAUAGCUAUUAUCGGCUUCAUCACAAUAUCAUAAGUUAACCCGAGGUUGAUCGUCCGGUGUUAAGCUUCUUCACGUCCCUGGAGUCCAUAUUGUCAAUUCUUCCUUAUGUCAUCCCGAUCAUCUCUACUCCGGAUAGCGGUGCCUGUCCUACGGUGCUCAUAUCGCCCAGCCUUCAACAUGCCUCUCCGAGCGAAAGUCCAGAGUUCCGCAAUGCCGCAGACACGGAGAUACGCUUCGAUGCAGGAGCUCAUCAAAGAGCAACCAAACGAUGACCUCGAAGACGUCGUAUUCACGAACCAGUAUGGACUACGACUCAUCGAACUCAACCGGCCGAAAAAGUUGAACUCGCUAGAUGGAUCGAUGGCGCGAAAAAUUAUACCCCGCCUAAGAGAAUGGGAGAAAUCAUCCAUGGCGAACGUGGUAUUGAUCAAAGGUGCCGGACGAGCCUUCUGUGCCGGUGGUGAUGUCGCAGCCCUCGCGAAGUGGAACAAAGAAGGCCCAGCAGGUCAGCAAAGGUCGAAAGACUACUUCGCGGUCGAAUACGGGCUUGAUCAUAUGAUUGCGACGUAUGGCAAGCCGUAUAUUGCAUUCAUGGAUGGCAUCACGAUGGGCGGGGGCGUUGGGUUGAGCAUCCACGCCCCGUUCAGGAUCGCGACCGAAAACACCGUGUUCGCGAUGCCGGAGACGACCAUCGGAUUCUUCCCAGAGGUGGGAGCGAGUUUCUUCCUGCCGAAGAUGGACGGAAAUUUGGGAACAUACUUGGCUCUCACGAGUGAGCAGCUGAAGGGCGUUGACGUUUUCUAUCAUGGCGUCGCAACUCAUUUCAUGCACUCGACAUCCUUACCCGAACUCGAAUCACGGCUUGCCGAGCUCCAGUUCAAAGACUAUACGUCACUCCAGGAACGUUACCAGAUCAUCAACGCAACCAUCGAGGAGUUCAACACCGGUCUACCCAGUCCACGACCAUCCAUCACCGGACAGCAAAGACUGAUCAUCGACACCGUAUUCAACCCGAACCACAAGAUAUCCUCCGUCCUUUCUGGCCUCGAAGCCAUCACGAACGAUUCAAACUCCUCCGAGGCCAUCAAGAAGUGGGCUGCCCGAACCACCGCGACCAUCAACGAGCGCUCCCCCACCUCCGUCGCCGUCACCCUUGAGCAAAUGCGCGUCGCCCGCACCUGGGACAUCGCCACCGCCUUCCGCAUGGAACACGCCAUCGCCGGCGUCUUCAUGGCGCACCCGGACUUCGUCGAGGGCGUCUCCGCCCGGCUCAUCGAGCGCAAGAAGACCCGCCCCGACUGGAAGCCCAACACCCUACCCGAGGUCUCCGAGCAGCAGGUGCAGAAGUUCUUCAACGCGGAGCCGGAGCUCGAGCUGCUGGUGAACCGGAAGGAGUCGUCGUUUGUGGAGUAUCCGCAUAAGGAUAUCGGUCUGCCGCAGGAGAAGGACAUCAGGCAGGUCGCGAAGGAAGGACGGUACAUGGGCGAGGAGAUCGUGCAGCACUUUUUGGAGAAGAAGAAGCAUAAGCAGGGGGUGCGAGAGAAGGUUGAGGAGGUGUUGGAGCGGAUCGCGUUGGAGCAGUAGCUUCCAUCUGAGCUUGUGAGUCUGUCAUUAUGUACGAUUGAAUAGAACAGGACAAUGUAAAGUGGCUAGAUAUUGGGUUAUUCAUCAUGGUAGGGCUCAAUAUUGUUCCUAACCGCGGAUUCUUCAAUAUGCCAUGGUGGCUCUACUGGUGUUUCGGCUGGACAUUAACUGAAAUCUUCAACAAUGAAAUGGUUCUAUACCAUGCACUAUAUCCCCC